This is a messenger RNA of Corvus hawaiiensis (hawaiian crow), 3177 nucleotides long. It is a transcript of the gene SCN3B, whose product is annotated as sodium voltage-gated channel beta subunit 3. Gene Ontology annotation, cellular component: voltage-gated sodium channel complex. The coding region runs from base 195 to 842 and encodes 215 amino acids. Gene Ontology annotation, biological process: regulation of heart rate by cardiac conduction; ventricular cardiac muscle cell action potential; sodium ion transport. Gene Ontology annotation, molecular function: sodium channel regulator activity. The transcript is spliced from 6 exons. NCBI's taxonomy places the organism in Eukaryota, Metazoa, Chordata, Aves, Passeriformes, Corvidae. The record is from RefSeq and is a predicted model, not a curated record.
CGGAGCCCCGGAGCCGGCGGAGCUGUCCGGGCCCGGGCUCUGUCCGUGGUGCUGCCGCCCCCGCGGCCGAGCGCAGCCCCCGGACCGCGCCCGGCCCGGCCGCUCCUCGCCCGGCAUCCUGUUGCGCCGGGAGCACGGCGAGCGGGGGAAGAGCAUCCUGCCGAGGAGCCUGAGCGCCGGCCCGGCUCGGAACAAUGGCUGCGCUGCCGCGGCUGCUCUGCGCGGCCGCGCUCGCCCUGCUGCUCUGGGCUGGAUUUUGUUCCUCAGUGUGUGUGGAAGUCCCAUCUGAGACAGAGGCUGUCCAAGGGACCGACAUGAAGCUGCUCUGCAUCUCCUGCAUGAAGAGGGAAGAGGUGACGGCCACCACGGUGGUGGAAUGGUUCUACAGGCCCAAUGGGGGAAAGGAUGAGCCUAUCUACGAGCACAGGAAGAUGAACCACGAAUUUCCAAGCCGCUUCAGUGGCCGGAUACAGUGGAAUGGGAGCAAAGACAUGCAGGACGUGUCCAUCACUGUGCUAAACGUGACCCUGAACGAUUCAGGCAUCUACACCUGCAACAUCACCCGCGAGUUCGAGUUUGAGAUCCACCGGCCCCUCUUCCAGAGCUCCAGGGUGAUCCACCUCACCGUGGUGGAGGAGGCUGGAGAAGACUUCACCUCCGUCAUCUCAGAAAUCAUGAUGUAUAUUCUGCUGGUCUUCCUCACGCUGUGGCUGCUGAUUGAAAUGGUCUAUUGCUACAGGAAGGUCUCCAAGGCAGAGGAGGCUGCCCAGGAAAACGCGACAGACUAUCUAGCGAUUCCAUCAGAAAACAAGGAAAACUGUGCUGUGCCUGUGGAGGAGUAGCAGAGAGGAGUCAGCGGAGCAAACGGCACCAAGGGGCUCUGAAGACCGAAGGACCACGCCACGCCAGCCAGGUUUGAGGGGGAGCUCUGCGCCGUCGGGAGGAACACAGGGAAGUGUAAAUUCUCUUCCAUUUGCCUUGGACUCUGUACAGCCUUGACUUUGGCCCCAUGACCCCAUCCCGAGUGCCAGCCCGCGUGCUGAAGGACUCCUCUGUGGAAGCACGCUGAGCAAAUGGCACAGGGGUGUGGGCAGCACGGCUCCUUCCCCAGUUUCGGUUCCAUCAUCACCUCAAUGGCUUUGUAAAUGUUACCUGUCACUUCUCAGCUGCUCUCACCACCACCUUUAUUUGCUAAAUACGCUACUUCUCCAUUGCAGAGGUCAAGGGUAUGUAUGGCACGCUGCUCUGAGCUGCAGGACUGCGAAUGAGGUUCUCUUAGGGGGUUAUUCCACCACAUACUGUGGCCCAAGCAGUUUUACUGGUGUUCAAACAGGAAGAAUUUAAUUAAUGAAUGAAAUCACUCUGGAUUUGGGGCUGUCCAUGCACAAGCAGAAUAGGGUGAAGACUGUAAUGCACUAGAAAUGUGUAGUGAGGACAGGUCCCUGUGCCAUGUUCACACUUUCUUCUGGAGGGGAUUGAGAAUCCGGAUCCUGCAUUAUUCCUGCUGGGAAGCAGGAUGACGUAAGUAUGAGAAUCCCCUGCGUCCCUCUCAUUUAUCAAGUGUCAAAACGCUCAGCUCCUUCCACCUGCCUGGCACAGCAGGUUUGCUCCUGGAGUACACAGCGGCAGGAGGAACCUGCAGAGCCACGUCCUGCAGCAGCUGGCACGGCAGCAGGACAGGGUACGGGAUCCACCUUUUCCUGGGAAACCCCGGAAAGGAAGGCAGCCUCAUGCUGGCAGGCAGGAGAAAUAAAUAGGAUGCAAAGCCCUCACAGAAGGAUGGCGGCCGAGUAAAAUGGUUGUAGUUUUUGUAACUGUGACAGUUCUCCGGUGCUGUAGCAGCACCAUCUAGAGGGAUAGACAGAAAACACCCACUUUGCCCGGUUAAUCCUAAUUCUCUCUUGUGGUAAUUAAUCACCAGUAUAAAUAGUCUGCAUUCAUCCUAAAUGAUCCCCUGCUGCCCAGGAAUCACCCUGGAAAUCCUAUCUUCCCUAUGCAAACUUACCUUUUCUGAGGGUUAAGCAGAGUAAAAUUCGUUUUCUGUCCUUCAGUGUAGAUCGGUUGAGCUGAGCAGCUGGGAUUGGAAGGGGGGAAAAGGCAGAAACGUUGGCCAGGGUGGAAUUCUGCUGUUAGACCAGGGCGGGAAGCUCUGGGUUUGUUGUAUGGCAGAGGCUGUGACAUCCCUGCUGCAAUGGAGCCUGUGCUGCUUUGCCAGAGCUGACAAGUUCUGCUCCACUGACCGCUUGUAAGUAGUUCCAAAGUGCUCGUGACUCCAGGCAUGCUCCCCGCCCACGGAAUCCCCUCUGCUUUGUUCUGCUGCUUUUUAUGUGUUUGCUAAAAUCAUGGAAAUUACCCCGUUUGUAAGUCAGGCCCAGGCCAGAUUUCCAGCUGGCACUUGUUCAAAAUCCUUUUUUCAGACUGGGUGUCAACUUUAGUAAACUACUCCAGUGCAGUGUUGGUAGUAGGAUUGCUCCCAAACCCAGAGCCAAGCCUGGCAAGGGGAGCACAUUUUCCAGACGAAGCACACUCGUAGUCUGGGCACCAGUUCCCAAAAAACCUAACAUCCAAAAGGGAUAUCCAAGCAGCUCCUCUUUGAAUUCAGCUGGAUCUCAUCUUUUUCCCUAUCCCACUUUGCCUGGCAGAAUCCUGAACUCAACAGAGGAGGGACUGGGUUGUAACUCUGGAGUUUCCAGCACUGGCCAUGGCACUGAGCCCAUGGUGAUUUUUAGGACACCUCUCUCCUACUUCAGCUCUGCUCCUCAGUCCCCGUGAACCAUGGAUCACCCUCUGGUGUCACACUUCAAUCAAAAAGGGAGUGAACCCAAGAACUUCUUGAGAGCUACCUCAGGUGGCAAAGAAGGGUCAUCCCCUUGUCCCGCACCUCCCCGUAUCCCACAGGCAUCUUCUGCAGAUGCUCUUUUUUUGGACAAAUCUUUCACCUUUCCAGUUCCUGCAGACAGGGGUGACCAUGGCCACGUGGCGUUCCAAGCAGAAGGAAACGGGGUGCAAAGUUUUGCUCAAGGAUCUCACAGGGAAAAAUGGAUAAUAAUUAAAAUACCAGUGAUUUAUCAAGACCUGGAAGAGAUGCUCCCAGCAAAGACUCUGUGUGUGUGUGUGUGUUUGGAAUGGGAGAGGGGACUCUGGAACAGGCAGGAUAAUAAAGAGAACAAAGAGCCA